AUGAACACCACCACUGCCCUUGACUCGACAGCCGCACCGAAAAACCACGCAAACCAGCACCAGCUCGAGGAAUGGGGCGCUCAUUGCUCGUUGCAAACCUGCAACUUGCUCGACUUCUUGCCUCUACAGUGUCCCGAAUGCCACAAAACGUUCUGUUCGAGCCAUUUUAAACCAUCCUUAGUCAGCUCGGACUCGGACCAUCUAUGCGAACCAUUCAUCUUGAAAAAGAAGCAGCAAGAACGGAUACCCAAGCCGACGAGGACAGCAGUCGGGGCUCAGCAGAACAAGAAAUGUUCGUAUAUCAAAUGCAAGACGAUCAUGUUAGCCCCCAUCAAUUGUCCGAGUUGUACGCUCUCAUACUGUCCCAGCCACCGUCUAGAACAGGACCAUUUAUGCAAAUCCUUCGCUCCAUCAUCAUCGGACUCUGGCCCCAACAAUUUAGGAAAACACGUCGCCCUCCUCAAGAACUACUUGGCCAAUCCUCUCGACACCCACUCGUCAAAACCUAGCCCCCAUCCGACUGCGAAUCCGCCCGCCCCUGCGCCGAAAAUCUCGCCUGGAGACUUUGAUCCUAAUCCGUUCUCUCUCAAACAACAUCUCUCGAAGAUCAAGUCCAACCAACGCUCCAAGGCGGAGCUCCAGUCCCAACAGAAAGCGCUCGAGUUCCGGAUCAAGAACCAAUUGCUGACGGAGAAAGACAAGCAAGAGAUCCGCAGACUGGAGGACGAAAAGCGCCAGAAACAACCGCCCCCGACGUCGUCCGGCACGCCCAUCACGCGGCCAAAGCAGGCCAACCCAUCAGCGUCCUCGAGCGAUUGCUGUAUCGUCUAA
Molecule: messenger RNA, 831 nt
Organism: Puccinia triticina
Lineage: Eukaryota; Fungi; Basidiomycota; Pucciniomycetes; Pucciniales; Pucciniaceae
Exons: 4
Coding region: 1-831 (276 amino acids)
Cellular component (GO): cytoplasm
Molecular function (GO): zinc ion binding
Source: RefSeq, a predicted model, not a curated record